Molecule: messenger RNA, 4461 nt
Organism: Octopus sinensis (East Asian common octopus)
Lineage: Eukaryota; Metazoa; Mollusca; Cephalopoda; Octopoda; Octopodidae
Product: carbohydrate-responsive element-binding protein
Exons: 19
Coding region: 438-4124 (1228 amino acids)
Biological process (GO): regulation of transcription by RNA polymerase II
Cellular component (GO): nucleus
Molecular function (GO): protein dimerization activity; RNA polymerase II cis-regulatory region sequence-specific DNA binding; DNA-binding transcription factor activity, RNA polymerase II-specific
Source: RefSeq, a predicted model, not a curated record
CUCUCUCUCUCACUACUGGCUUCCGGCGCCUCGACUCCAUCUAACAUGAUGGCGGAGCACUCUCUACUCGAUCCUCUCUAUGACUACAAAACAUUCACCGUUGAAUUACAACUUUGUGCAUUUUUUAUAACAUUGCUCGCGUGUACCUGCCCAACCUCAAUGAAAUCAAGUGACAUUCUAGCCAAGAAUUUUGGCCGAAUCUUCGCUAAAUACCAAUCCGUGAAGCACUUUUCAUGCGUCUUUUUCACGCUAUCUUUGCUACACUGAAAUAUUUUGCGAAAAGGUUGUUAAACACCGAAUGACUUCUUUCUCUUUUAACUUCUUCUCUUGCCUUUUUUUUUUUUCUUUGUUUUACAGAUGAAUUAUUUUGACUUAGUUUAAAACAAAGGCGGGGUGAAAAUUUAUUUUUUAUCUUGAAGUUACGAUUUUGUUAUGUGAUGGCCAUUGAUGAUAUAUUGCCGACAAAAUCGAGACAGAAAAUGUUAGAUACUCGCCGUUUGUUCAACGCGAAUAUGGAUACGACAGCUACGACUAGUGCUAUUGGAAGUUCAGCAAGUCUUGAUACUGGCAACAUCAAUGAUAAUCAAAAUGCAAUAGAAACCCUCUUGAAAAACAGCACCAAUUUUGAAUUAAUCAUGCCUUCAACUUCGUCGGUGUCUGGUGCUAGAAGUGGCCAUAUUGCUCUUGACGCGAAUGUCAACAACAAUAACGACGGCACUCACAACAACAACAUGAUUUUCUCUGGAAACUUAAACCUAAGUAAUAACUUUAACAUUGAUAACAUGAACUUUACCUACGAGGAAACAAUUCACAGUGGUCACUUUAUGCUAAGUCAGGUCCACGAUGACAAAACUGCAGACGAUUAUGAUGAUGAAAAUACUGUCAAAGAGGAGAAAGACGCUCAGUCCUCUUCGACGGGCCUCAAUUUUCUCAGUUCUUCGACCUCCCACGAAAAUGUUGGUGCUACAAAUUUGGAUUUUAGGGACUAUAGUGCUACACAGUCAACACUUUUCUCCAUUGACGGUUCUCUUACCAAACUAUUCGAGUGUAUGACCUUAGCUUACAGAGAUUGCAGUCAAACUAUAGAUGGAUUUUGCAGUGGGAAGAUCGUGUCUCCAAAAUGGAAACCUUUCAAAGGUAUGAGAUUGCGAGGCAAGGAGAUAGUUCGUCUCAACAACAUUAUCUGGAGAGAAUGGUUCAUGCAAUAUAUUCAGAAUAAGAAGCCUGUUGUUUGCCAAUUUGCCAAUCCUUUGCCUGAUGACAGCCACAAGAGAACUGAAGCAGUUGUUAUGGAAGGUAAAUAUUGGAAACGAAGGCUCGAGUCAGUUACUGGAGAAUACAAAAGCUGGCGUAAGUUUUCGAAAAACCAAAUCACUCGUGCGCGACGAAACUCUACCACAUCCAAAGGCAGCUCCCAAAACAGUCUCUACGAGUGGGCCUUUCAGGGACUUAACGCCACAGAAAGCAACGACGCUUACAAAAUUGAAGACAUGGAGUUUUCUGAUGCCCUUUUUUCACUUUCCCAACCAUUUCCAUUUCCCAACCCACGUGAACUGAUGCAAACUGGUUACGUUGAUUUGAUCCAGCCAGUGUUGAUGCAACUCCAACCCAACUUAGAAGAUUUCAUGGAUACCAUGGAACCAAUGCAACUGUUCUCUGAUAUAUUUAAGUCCCAAAACCUGCCGACUUCUACAGUCACUUCUUAUCAGUCUGAGCCUAACUUGUUGCUCUCCAUGGAAAGUGACCUUACAUCUGAUUUAACUGCUCAAGUACCUCCCUUAAACCAGCAAGGAGGAGUGCCCUCAUCAGAUCCGUUAAAAGAGAAAGACUGUUCUUUAGGGAUCUCUUCGCUAAAAUCCACACACACCAUGUCCCCUGCUCCACAGACUAAUCUUUAUUCAGUUGCUCCUGUACAGUUACAGCCCCAGCCCCAGGCACAACAGCAACAGUCUCUGUCCACCCUAAACUUGCUACAAAGCUCCCCGUUUUGUUCUUCACAUACUGUGAGUCAUGUUGGGGGCGAUGGUCAAGCACCCCUAUUAACUGACAGUUCUGUUUCUCUCCAGCAAUCAGACCCUCAGGUGCCAGACCAAAUGUUUAACAAAAUGCUCCAACAAUACACAAAUGUACUGCCUAAAGUCGAUGCCCCUCAAGCGGUCAACCCCAUUGUGCACCAGCCCUUAAAUCAAUUUCUCGGUACUGGAACUACGGUGGUGGCCCCCAGUUACAAAGGAACUGCUGCUGUAAAUAAAGACUCUGCAGAGGUGAACACCAUUCUUUCAGCAUUGAUCAACGAUGCAGUAAACUCCUCGCAACCGAACCUGGCCCCAAACCCCGCAGCGGCUUGUACUCCUGCCCCACUCUCCAUUCCCCUUCAUCAGAAAGACAGUAUGGGAGCAACUUCAAUUGUAGACACGCCGGCAGUACUGGACAUGCAUCCGGCAGCGGCUGGCAACGUGUCUCGAGUAUGUCAACCUGGUGAACAGAUCUGUCCCCGAAAGAUAGGAGCAAGCAAUUUUGCUCUCGUGAGCAGUGGUGCUACCAGCAGCAACAACCCCGACAGCCUCUCUAUGGGUCUGCCAAGGCUCGACCUUGCCAUCCACCAUUCGCCGUCAUCCACAGAUAUCUCAGCACAAGUGUCUCCUGUUGUGUCAUCGUCAGCAGCAACAGAUCUUCACCACAAAAGUUCCGCAAUCGGCAGGAGGCACUCUUACAACAGUCCCUCCCCACUACUCUCUACCACUAAUAUCAGCAGCAGCAGCAACACCAGUAGUAUUACUGGUAGUGGUAACUAUCACAAUAAGAAAAAUAACAAAAGUAACAGCAGUGGUAGCCUCAGCAGCAGCAACAGCAGUGCAUCAUUUAAUCGGAGUCAAGGCUUUGCAGUACCCUCUAGCCCACAAGUAGCCAAGAGUAAACACCGGCCAACACCCCAAUCCACAUCUACAGCAGUAGCAACUGUAUCCGAGAUGCCUUCACCAUCAUAUACAGCCAACCAUACAUUUUUAGCACAGUUACUCACAACAGGCACAUAUCCAACCCCAAGCAUCGAUGUGAAACAAGAGCCACAUGCAAAAACCUCUGUUAACACAACGGCCACUUCAACCUCAAUCACCUCCUCUACAACUAACUAUGCUCCCAUCAGGCCAGCACGAGAGCCAAUCUCUUCAGCUGGUCAUACACCUAUCUCAGUUGCUUCUGCCAUACCAACCAGUAUUCCUAACACCCUUACCAAUGUACCUUCAGGGAAUAAAGCAACCAGUUCAGUACCCAGUUUCUCCAAUAGUGUCUUAGUACCCGCAAGAAAUCAGCCCUUUCACCAGGACACCAGUGCCUUGACUACUACGAAACAGGGCAACCAAGGCUUGCAAAGUGAAAUUAGUCCUAAAGCAGACAGUCCAAUCCUGUGCUUAGGGAGUCCGUUGUCACAAGACAUGGAUGUAUCGUCUUUUUCCACCCAAACAAAUGCGUCAAGCUUGAAGCCAAAACAGAACCGGGUGCAUCCCAAUGAACACAGACGAGUCUCACACAUAUCUGCUGAACAGAAACGACGGUGUAAUAUAAAGAGUGGCUUUGACGUGCUUCACAGCUUGAUUCCUUCACUGAAGCAGACCCCUACCGGCAAAGUUAGUAAAGCUACACUGUUACAGAAAGCUGCUGAAUUCUGCAAAAAAAUGAAAUCUGAAAGAGUGAAAAUGCAAAAUGAAUCUGAAGUGUUAAAAUUAGAAAUUGACAGUUUAAAUUCGGACAUAAGUUACUGUCAGUCACAGCUACCAGCUACUGGGGCUCCAGUAACGAGGGCUGACCAGAUCAAUGAAAUGUAUGAUGAAUAUGUCCGAUUACGAACCAAUCAGAAUUGGAAGUUUUGGAUUUUCAGUAUCAUCACUCGGCCUCUGUUCAACACAUACAACAACAUUGUAUCGACAGCCAGUAUGGACGAGAUGUGUCGUACAGUAAUGAGCUGGUUUGACCAAUACUGUUCCCUUGCUGCUCUCAGACCAAUGGUCUCAAAUGCGUUACGUCAAGUGAGCACAUCCACAAGUAUUCUCAGCGAACCGGAGCGAUUGCCGGAACAAGCGGCUGCGGCAGUUGGUCUGCAGUCCUCAGCGUCUCACGGGCGAUGAGGGAGCCAGGUGAACCCGACCUUUGUUAUAAUAAAGGAACAACGCCACAGUAAAACUCAGAGUACUCGACGACAUAACGACCACUGCAGCAGCAACAACAACAACGAGUACAGCCACCAUCAUCACUACUAUCAUUUGUUACUACUACCACCACCACCACAACCACUACUACUACUACUACUACAUUCAUUCACUACAGAUACAUGCGAUAUGUGCUGUUGCACCACUGUUGUUGCAGCUGCAUUUGUGGGGGAGUCUCCCUUGUCACCGCCACCACCACCACCACCAACAUUGCCAUCACUACUACUGCUGCUGCUGCUACGACUACAAAAAAAAA